GCUCCGCCCCGUGCGCGCCGCCGGCUCCAGGUCAGGGCGAGCGAGCGGGUACACGGUAGCUGUCUUCAGACACAGCAGAAGGCAGCAUUGGAUCCCAUUACAGAUGGCUGUGAGCCGCCAUGUGGCUGCUGAGGAUUGAACUCAGGACCUCUGGAAGAGCAAUCAGUGCUCUUAACCGCUGAGCCGUCUCUCCAGCCCCGAAAUCUACAUUUUCGAGCUUUGUCUGUCAGGGACCCUUCGAGUUCUCAUUAACAUGGAGGAUGAGUUCUUUGGAGAAAAAAGCUUCCAGCAUUAUUGUGCAGAAUUCAUCAGACAUUCACAGCAGAUAGGCGAUGGCUGGGAAUGGAGAACAGCCAAGGAAUGUUCUGAUGGCUACAUGUGCAAAACACAGUUUCGAAUAAAGAAUGAGACCUUGACACCACAUGCCAGUGUGCUCACAUGUCUCCCUACAGAGGAGAAUUUAGAGCUACCAAUGGAUGAUUCUGAAGUGACGAGACCUGCAGCGGUGGCAGAAGUGAUUAAACAUGAGUAUCAUGUCUUAUACUCUUGUAGUUACCAAGUGCCGGUUCUUUACUUUAGGGCAAGCUUUUUAGAUGGGAGACCGUUAGCUCUGGAGGAUAUAUGGGAAGGUGUUCAUGAGUGCUAUAAGCCGAGGCUGCUCCAGGGACCGUGGGAUACCAUCACCCAGCAGGAACAUCCAAUACUUGGGCAACCAUUUUUUGUUCUACAUCCCUGCAAGACAAAUGAAUUCAUGACUGCUGUGCUAAAGAAUUCACAGAAAAUCAAUAGAAAUGUCAACUAUAUCACAUCAUGGCUGAGCCUCGUGGGGCCAGUGGUUGGUCUGAAUUUACCUCUGAGCUAUGCUAAAGCAACAUCACAAUCGGAGUGACUUGUUAACAAGCAAGAUCCGCUGAUCUUAGAAACUGCAGCAUGAAGAAUGCCAAGAGCUGUACAUGGAAAUGGGACUGCAAUAUCUCACAUCACCAAGAUUUGAUACAGAUUUCUUUCCUCAGAAAGAAGACAUCUGCAGAAGCCUGUUUGGAAUAGAACAUGUGUGGAAGAAACAUGUCACAGAUUCCGAUCACUAUAAAUAACAAGAAUGAACCUAGUUUGGUGAUGAUGUCAUUUCUGACGUCAUCAGGGCGUGCACAGGUCGUUUUUGCCUAGGCACAGUUCUCCUGCUGUGGAGAUUGAUGGGGAAGUGUAUUUGUGUGCUCGCUUUAGUGAACGAUGAAUGAAAAUUAAAAUGUAGAACUUGCCUGUUUCUGAAAAUUAAUGUAAUAAAUAUGACACAUCUUAAAUUAUUCUCCCACAGUCAAAUUCAGGAGCAAUGGAUUAUUUCUCUAUCACUCACCAAAAAAAAAAAAAAGUGUGUGUGUGUGUGUGUGUGUGUGUGUGUGUGUGUGUGCGCGUGUCUGUGGUGUGUAUGUUAACACACACAUAAAAAAUUAGAUGCAGAAUAAAGAAUAGCUGAUCAUUUUAAUAUAAUAAUUUGUUUUACAAGCUAAGUAUGGAAUGGUAACUACAGGUUUUUUAAAUAGCUAUAGAAAACAUUUAAGCAUUGCAAAUGCCUUUUUUUUUUUUAUAAAAAUAACACAAUCAUUUUCCUUCUUCCUGGGAGACCCACGACUGCUCUGUUGAAUUACUGCAGGCCUCUCUUCAUAGCCCUACAAUGUUCUGUGUAAUAUGAGAAUAACAAACUGUCUCAUAACGUUGCUGUGAGAACUAUAUGAAAUCAUUAACACACAAUUAUUGAAAAGUGUAUACAAAUACUAAUUAAAUACUCACCUGCUGCA
Molecule: messenger RNA, 1796 nt
Organism: Mus musculus (house mouse)
Lineage: Eukaryota; Metazoa; Chordata; Mammalia; Rodentia; Muridae
Gene: Atg10
Product: autophagy related 10
Exons: 9
Coding region: 254-889 (211 amino acids)
Cellular component (GO): cytoplasm; cytosol
Molecular function (GO): ubiquitin-like protein transferase activity; Atg12 conjugating enzyme activity
Source: RefSeq, marked validated